CAAGAGAGAGUAUAGCUUUAUGAGCCAUUAUCGUGGGCGCAAUGGCGAGGAACAAGAAGCAAGAAAUUGCCAGCUUGCGCCGAGAGCUUGCUGGCGAAAGAUUGGUGCCUUUGAAUCGGCUCGCGGGCGACAGCGGCACUGAUGAUGGAGAGCGGAGACAUCAGUUGGUCUGGCAAAACUUUCGCAUAAAGGAUUGCACAUCAGCCAAUGCUAUGGUGCUUGGCACAGAGCAUCCUGAAUUCAUCGAGGGUCAGGAGGCAGCGGCUGCCAACACUGUGGAUCUCUUCGACUCAAUGGAACUUUACCCUGCUGGUGUGGUAGGCACAUCUCUGAAGCGGCUUGAGUGCAGACACGGGCCACUUCUGACGGGCCACGGAUUCCUUUCAGAAUUUGCUUCAUCACCAACCUUGCGCAGGAGUGCCACUAGAACGUUUAGCGACGGUUCAUGGGCAUUACUUUGGAAGUGGCUUUGAAAAGACAGUUGGCAAGAAGCUGCGGCAGUUUUGCAUCGAAAAGUUUGAGUAUGACGACCGUACCAAGAAGGUACGGCUUUCUGCAAAAUUGCUGAAUGCAAUGCGAAAAAAAUGAGGCAAGAGAUUUAAUCAAAGAAGAACACGCGCACUUCAAACGCUACAAAGAGGGCCUGAUCGAGGAGCGAGAACCGGUGAAGCCGCCACCCUUUGCACUGGCGGCACCUCAAGUGGCCUUUGACGCGGAUCAUCGGCCAAGAUACGCGACUACGAAAAUGACACCUGAUGAGCUCGAAGAGAGGCCUAUGAAUGCCAAGGGACUUGGCAAGGGUGACUACUUCUGAGCCGAGCUGCAUAGGACACCUGUACGGGCAGGACAACCGGUUCUUCCUUGCGCCGAGAAUAGGACAUGCUAUUCUGGACAGGUACUUUUAUCGUUUGUCAUUCCGUUUCUGCCCAAGAGCUUGUUUUCGCUUGACAGCUUCAGGGUGCUAACUUGCAGAGCAGUAGACACGAUUCGCUCCAAAAAAUGGCCGAGCAUU
Messenger RNA from Durusdinium trenchii, 1012 nucleotides. The record is from the annotation of a GenBank genome assembly. Lineage: Eukaryota; Dinophyceae; Suessiales; Symbiodiniaceae.